Messenger RNA from Exaiptasia diaphana, 1083 nucleotides. RefSeq lists its product as uncharacterized. Bases 1 to 1083 code for a protein of 360 amino acids. The transcript has a single exon. Lineage: Eukaryota; Metazoa; Cnidaria; Anthozoa; Actiniaria; Aiptasiidae. The record is from RefSeq and is a predicted model, not a curated record.
AUGACGAGCAAAGAUCCACAGGUAACACAAUCAGUGUGUACUCCAUCAACAGAUACUAAUACCACGAUCAGAGAACUACAGCGAACAAGUGCAACUGACACUCCACCAAAGGGCACAAAUACAAACACCAAAGAACCACAGGGAACAAGUGCAACUGACACUCCACCAAAGGGCACAAAUACAAAGACCAAAGAACCACAGGGAACAAGUGCAACUGACACUCCACCAAAGGGCACAAAUACAAAGACCAAAGAACCACAGGGAACAAGUGCAACUGACACUCCACCAAAGGGCACAAAUACAAAGACCAAAGAACCACAGGGAACAACAUCACCGGGUGCUCAACUAUCGGGGUUAAGUACGAGUAUCAACAAGCAGGAAACAGCAUUAGCAGGCACCGAAUCACCGGGCUCAAAUACGAAGACCAACCAGACCCAAGGAGCUGAGGUAUCAUGUGAUACAAAUAAGACCAUAGAGUCAAAGGAAACAUAUUUGGGAGGUGCUAAAUCACAACUUCCAAAUAUUACAACCGAGAAGCCACUGGAAACAAAUGUAGUGAACACUGAAUCACUGCGAAAGGAUACAAUAACCAGCCAAGGUACUCAACCAUCAAGGGAUAAGGCCACAAAUGAGCCCCAAAGAACAGAAUCGCCAAGUACUCAAUCCGUACAGACUCCAACUGUUAAAUCACCUGGCAACAAAUCAUGUGAUGCAGUACCGCUGUCACGUGAGGCAAAAGUCUCAGAAGUGAGCACUCAGCAUAAGGAAGAAACAGGGUCACGUGACGUCACACAAAAGCCCUUUGAUGAGCCAACUGGCGCUAACGUAACAACAGGUACAAAGUCAUCAGUUCAAAAGUCGCCCCAUGCAARCUCACAACAUUCAAAACUGACGAAAAGUACUUCAAAAUGUAAAGAUGGCAAAACAUCGUCUGUACCCAAAUCAUUUCCUCCCAAAUCAGGGAGAGCUCUUCRCUCUAACUCAUCACACCAUUCUCAUGAGACACCAYGYACGGAACUUCAAACCAUCCUACCCUACAAAUACAAGAAAACUAAMACAAGAAAAACAGUUAGUAAAAAAUAA